Musa acuminata AAA Group (dessert banana) is the source of this 1525-nucleotide messenger RNA. Its product is annotated as patatin-like protein 2. NCBI's taxonomy places the organism in Eukaryota, Viridiplantae, Streptophyta, Magnoliopsida, Zingiberales, Musaceae. Gene Ontology annotation, molecular function: monoacylglycerol lipase activity; glycerophospholipase activity. Gene Ontology annotation, biological process: lipid metabolic process. The transcript has 6 exons. Bases 146 to 1387 code for a protein of 413 amino acids. The record is from RefSeq and is a predicted model, not a curated record.
UCCUCUAUUUAAUGACACCCAUGCGAGAGAACUGAUGAAUGUGUAGGGUAACAAACACAGCCUUUCUUCGAUCCGGUUCUUUGUUCUCAGCUCCCUGCUUGCCCGCUCCUCUUUCUUCUCCCACAGCUUUCAGAUCCAAACACCAAUGGCCGAGACCCAAACAAGCGACCGCCAUCAUCACAGGCACAACGCGCAUCACGUGCACAGGCCGCCGCCCUGCAAGGGGAAGCUGAUCACGGUGCUGAGCAUAGAUGGAGGAGGAGUGAGAGGCAUCAUCCCGGGAACCAUCAUCAACUUUCUCGAGACGAAGCUUCAGGAACUCGACGGACCGGAUGCCAGGGUGGCAGAUUACUUCGACGUGGUUACAGGGACGAGCACAGGAGGACUGCUCACGGCCAUGAUCACCGCUCCUGAUGAGAAGCAGCGCCCGCUCUUCUCAGCCAAGGACAUCAUUGACUUCUACCUCCAGAAUUGCCCGAAGAUCUUUCCUCAAGGAUCUGGAUUUCUCAGCUCGGUAAGGAAGUUGGCAGGUGCAAUUAUGGGGCCUAAAUACGACGGCAAGUUCCUGCACUCCAAAGUCAAGGACCUGCUCAAAGACAUCAAGCUCAGUCAGACCUUAACGAACGUCAUAAUCCCAGCCUUUGACAUCAAGCUUCUCCAGCCCAUCAUCUUUUCAUCCUUUGAGGCGAGAUUGGAGCCUCUGAAGGACGCGCAUGUAGCUGACAUUUGCAUCAGUACAUCGGCGGCGCCGACCUUCCUUCCGGCGCACUACUUCGAGACCCAAGAUUCCAAUGGAAACACUCGUAGCUACAAUCUCAUCGAUGGAGGUGUUGCAGCGAACAAUCCAACCUUGGUGGCGAUGAGCCAGAUCAAGAAGGAGAUGUUCCUGAUGAACCAGGACUUCCACUCCUACAAGCCGAUCGACUACCACAACUUCAUAAUCAUCUCCAUCGGCACCGGCGCCGCCAAGGUGGAGAAGAAGUUUAGUGCACAUCUCGCGUCCAAGUGGGGCAUUCUUCAGUGGCUGUACCAUGGUGGUUCCACCCCUCUGAUCGAUAGCUUCAGCCAUGCUAGCGCCGACAUAGUCGACGUCCACAUGUCCUCUGUUUUCCAGUCACUGCACUGUGAGCAGAAUUAUCUGCGCAUACAGGAUGAGACCUUGAUGGGCCAAGCAUCAUCUGUUGAUGUCUCGACAAAGGAGAACCUGCUCGAGCUGGUGAAGAUCGGUGAAAGUCUUCUGAAGAAACCAGUCUCCAGGGUCAACCUUGAGACAGGAGACUUCGAGGAGGUCAAGGGAGAAGGAACCAACGCCGAAGCACUCACUCGCUUGGCUAAGAUACUCUCCGAGGAAAGGCACCGUCGGAAAGGCGUAAUGGCCUUAAACUGAGCGAAUAAUGGCUGGAAUACUUCCGUCUCUCUUUCUCUACAUCGAUCUCUAUCUCUACUGUUCGAGUGUGUUAUUAUGAGUCUAAACGGGCUUCUGUUGUACCCUCUCCUCAAUAAAAGCUUCUCUUUUGGUCUUUAA